AACUAUUCAAAAUUUCCCUUCACGUUGUCUUUUAAUGAGAACUUCCUAAUAAUUGAAUUUUUCCCUUCACACUGGGCGUAGGGCGUAAGUUGUUUACUAAACAACAUUUUCAGAUCAUUGGAUGACGUCUGCUGCGGCGAGAAGGUGCGUGCCUGACCGGAGUAUAGCCAUACCAGGUAAAAAUAGGCCUUACCACCUGUACUAUUAUGGAAUUCACUUUUCUGCCAAGAUCACAAUCUCGGCUAAACAGGUGUCUUUUGAAAUCACUGCAUGAUCUCUAUCAAGGAUUUAGGCUGAACAUUGUAGUUGCCACAAGCUGUUAGUGAAAAAAAAAAACGCGCGAGUGCAUCCACGGACGAUUGAUAAAUCACAAGGACGUCGUCUGCUACGUACGACAGAAAUCUGGACAGUCUUUCGCUAUUCUACUCGUGUCAGUGUGUGUUUACAUUGUCUUAGAGUAUUUCAAUUUGAUUUGGCACUGUGCCCCACAUUAUAUCAGGUCUCAAUGUGAAUUCAAAGUUCUUGCUCGAUCCAUACAUCAUUCAACUUGACUUUGUUCUGUGAAGUAUACGACUCAUUGUGGAUGAUAGGCCUAUAUACGUUCAGUAAAUGUUAAGAGCAUUGGUGUGACUUUAAUUUUCUUGGUACAAUGGCGACAUUAAAGGAAGUGGCCUUGCGAUACUCCCCGUUAUCAACUGACCACGGAGAUGAAAUCGAAGAAAAGACAGUCGAUGAGAUCAUGGAAUACAAAGGAUGUACGAUGUCCACUGAAUCGAUUCCAAGGAGUUCAAACUGCACAAGCAUUGGCCUUCAGGCAUGCGCAGUUGAUAUCAGACGUAACGUAUUAGAAGCCAACUCUAUCACAUCUUUACCUUCGAGUCUUCUCGAGACAUCAUCCGUAAAGACAUCGGCAUUAUCCGGAACGAAUCGGAAACUCUCUCUCAAUGACUGUUCGAGCAAACUCUUUGACUCACCAAAUCGAAAAGCUUCGAUUCCGUUUGACAUUGGUCGGAAAAUUUCGCUCCAUGACAUCUCCGUCCCUCCUAAAACUUCGUAUUCUUCUCGGAAAUCUUCGUUGCCAGUCGCUGUUGACCGAAAGAUUUCUCUUGGAGACUGCAACAGUUUGAUCACCUCAUCUCGGAAAACAUCGUUGGCACUCGAUCAAGAUCGGAAGAUUUCGUUGAACGAUAGUAUCAGCUCGGUUACUUGCCGAAUUUGUCUCGAUGGAGAAAUCCCUGGAGAACAACUUGUUAAUCCGUGUUUAUGUACAGGUAGUGCGAGUCACGUGCAUAUCACGUGUUUGAAAAAGUGGCUAAUGACCUCCGGAAGUAAUAUUUGUGAACUCUGUCAAUAUGAGUUGGAUGUCGGUUGGAAGUCAACAUCGAUGUGGAAGGCGCUCAAGGAGCUUUCAAACGUUCGUAUGACCAAUCGUAAGAUAUGUUGGGCCUUGCUAGUCUCCAUCUCAGCCCUCACACUACCCCUUUUCUGUAUUUGUAUAUUUGUUUUGGAUGAUGAGGAUUUAAGACUACAGCUCAGCCAACCAGCCAGUAUGGCCGUUUCCUAUGGUGUGAUAUUAAUCUCCUGUGCUGCCUACCUCACCCUCCUAUUCAUGGUGGCUUACCUGACCUGGAAAUGGGACUUCUGCCCGAGUAUGUCAAGAUGUCACUUCCCGACCGAGAUCGAAAUCCGUGUCGAAAGUCUGGAGGAGAGGUUAAAACGAGGACGAACGCGAAGAGAUGGUUACUAUAGAAACACCACGCCCAUUCUGAACCAUGAUGAGAAUGGCGGAGAUGGUCGAAAUGAUGGUUUUAUGGAUCCUUACUGGAUGAAUGGGGGAGGGUAUAUCUAAUAUUACACUCUAAUCAUGAUUACUAGCCCUGAUGGUGUACUAUGUGGUUGAUUGGAUUGACCACCUCAUGAUCGAGCCAUAACGAAUGGACAAUCUCCUUUUUUUUAUACAAUGCGUAUCAAAAAAAGUUUAUACUUAGAACAAUCCUGUAAAGUCAUACAUUGGUCAUAUCCUGAAGAUUUUCCCACAUUUUAAAAUUGGUACAGAUCCAUUUUUAGCAAAUGACGAUAUAUUCCUGCCGA
Molecule: messenger RNA, 2091 nt
Organism: Lytechinus variegatus (green sea urchin)
Lineage: Eukaryota; Metazoa; Echinodermata; Echinoidea; Temnopleuroida; Toxopneustidae
Exons: 4
Coding region: 650-1849 (399 amino acids)
Biological process (GO): protein ubiquitination
Molecular function (GO): ubiquitin-protein transferase activity; zinc ion binding
Source: RefSeq, a predicted model, not a curated record